UGGAUGUCACUGAUUCGCUGUUGUGCAAAUACGGGCUGUGGUUAUUUUUAUUUAGUUUGGUUAGUAGGGGCAGGGUUUCGGUUUGCUUAGGGAUGUACGAAAAUUUUCGAAUUGUGGAUUUAUGAAAGCUGGAAGCAGCAACUGGGAUUAGGUGAUUGAGUGCCAGACAGUAAACAAACGAUUCAAUUUAAUUAAAUUAAAAAGCACUGGCAGCCAUGAGUGGCCUAUUGAAGAACCAGCUACUGAAGCAACUUUCCAAGUUUACCAAGAAUAUGUCAGCUGACCAGAUAAAUCUGAGCGCCAUGAAAGGCGAAGGGGAUCUGAUGAACCUUGAGCUGGAUGAAAUCGUCCUCAUGAACAUUCUCGACAUGCCGCCAUGGAUCAGAAUCUACAGAGCAUUCUGCAAUAAGAUGACUAUCAAGAUUCAGUGGAUGAAGCUAAACACACAGCCGAUAGUUUUGCACUUGGAUGAAGUGACAGUUGACAUGGAAACAUGCUACUACCGACCGCCAUCAUCUUCGUCUUCUUCUUCUUCCAGAACUUCUUCCAAAUCAGCUUUUGGCACAGGGAAGUAUGGCUACAUUGAGCAGGUCCUCGAUGGCAUAUCAGUCAGUAUCAACGCCAUCAACAUCAACUUCAAGUCGCUUUCAUUCCAGGCCUCAUUCCAAAUGUCGCAGGUGGCAGUCGAUAGUUGCACGCCGGCGUGGAGGAGUGCCUCACUCGACCACACUCGCAUCAAGAACCAAUCAGAAGGCUCCAUUCUCAUCUUCAAGCAAGUUCAGUGGCAAGCUGUUCGAAUUGAAGCCAAUGCAUUGGCUAGUUGGAUUGCCACCACACCUCUGAGACUCAUUGCCAACCAAUCAAAAAUUCGAGUAACUCUUAAGAAAAACCUUUCUGACUCCUCAGUGUUGACCUCGAGAAUUGAACUGCACAUGGAUGAUUUGCUGUGGGUCGUGACGGAUAGUCAGUUGUUUGCUGCAUUGUCUUUUGUGCAGGACCUCAUGAACAUCAUCAACACGCACCCACAGCUGCUCCUGAAAGAUGCAAAUCCUAAACCAAAUCAACAACAACGACGAAAACCUCAACCACAAAAACAACAAACUGAGCAACAUUUUCAUCGAAAAGGAGAACAAUAUGAAGAACUGGCACGACAACAACAGCAGCAGCAGCAUGCUAGCUUGAUGCUGUUUAAUAAGUUCAACAUUUCAGAAUCAUCAUGUCAUUUGAUCAUCAAUAGAUCAGAAGUUCACCUCUCUGACGACGCUCACCAAGAGAAUGAAGGUUACAGAAGUCACGUGGAAGGCGGGGCCAUGCAGCUCGUCAUCAUCCAGUUAGAAUUCAGUUACUAUCCGUGGAGGAAAGCAGGAACAUCAAGAAGUGGUUGGUUGCACUUCAACGAAUGCAGCAGAGAGGCAGAAAUGUGGUUCAACAAAUUCUUGCAAAUUGAUGGUAAGCUGAGUACCUGCGUACCAUCAGUCAAUGAUCCUUCGAGGGGUGUUGCCUUCAUGAUGGAAGAAUGUGUGGUUGUCAGUCUCGAGGAUUUUUGCCUCUACAGAGUUUCAACGCAACACGACAAGAGCAGAUCAAAACCCAAAAAGUUUUUAUCUUCGGACAAGAAGCGACUCAUCCUACCUCAGGACAUGUCAACUUUGCAUGUAGAUGUCACCAACUACACUAGCGUGGGACCAUCGUCGGAGUUGUCGUCUUCAAUGUUCAUAACCAUCAAUCCGAUCUGUCUGUCGGUAGAUUAUCUCUCAUUAGUUUGGCUGCAUACUUUUAUUCUCAACGUCAUGAAGAAAGCCGUAAGUUUUCUCUUUUUGUCUGUCUGUAUGUCUCUAUGUAUGUAUGUCUCUGUCUUUCUUUGUCUUUCUCUUUCUCAUCUUUUCAAUCAAAUCAUUCAUUACAUUUUUGAAGCUGAAUGUUAA
This is a messenger RNA of Helobdella robusta, 1925 nucleotides long. RefSeq lists its product as hypothetical. Bases 216 to 1925 code for a protein of 569 amino acids. NCBI's taxonomy places the organism in Eukaryota, Metazoa, Annelida, Clitellata, Rhynchobdellida, Glossiphoniidae. The record is from RefSeq and is a predicted model, not a curated record. The transcript is spliced from 11 exons.